Molecule: messenger RNA, 1611 nt
Organism: Miscanthus lutarioriparius
Lineage: Eukaryota; Viridiplantae; Streptophyta; Magnoliopsida; Poales; Poaceae
Source: the annotation of a GenBank genome assembly
AUGCGAAAUCGUCAAGGUCUACAGCUGGCUGAUGAUGAUGACACCGGCUUCAGUACUACAGCUGUAGACACCGUGGAUUCAUCCUCAUUGCUGGACGAGGACGACCCUGCAGCAAUCAAUGAUGAUGACGUUUCCAGCCCCGUCGUGUCCUGCUGCUUACCGAAUGCAAUGGAUUUGAGACUGCCGCAUAGCGAAAUCUUCAAGGUCUUGAUGGACGGAGGAAGGUUGUUUUUACUUGAGUACCAGUGUGUUUAUUGUGUACCUGGAACGGAGAGUUUUCAGCCACUAAGAGCCGUUGAUUUGUUGGUACUAGAGGCAUUACAACCUCCGCUCAAAAUGCCGCAAAUAGUUCGAAAAGGCAAGUUCUCUUUUCCGUCCCCCACUCUCAUCUUUGCGUACUGGGAACUACCCUCGGAAAGUAGCCAACCUGCUCAUGACAAGUUCAGACGCCCCCAAUGCUGUGAGCAACUGAUCAUGAUUUUGGAAUGCACCCCACGUGACAGGGGCGAGUUGGUAUCAGCGGGGGGCCAUCAACCUGACAAGACACCCAGUAGUGGAAGCCCUCGCACUCCUCCGGGCUUGUUGGACAAGCCGGUCCUACCACGUAGUGGUGGUCAGCCCUCGAAGAGAGUCCAUAGGGAAUAUUCUGUUAACAGUCCUCACAGUAGCAUAAUGAGCAGCACUGAUGAGUCAUCGUACAACGACACUUCCAGUGAUGGACCGAGCACUGUGAUCUUGGCGAAGGCAGCAGUCGUGCUGCGGAGGUUGAAAGAUAAGUGUACCUCGGUAGAAGCUUUAGGCAUGUACAUAUGGACCUGUUCCCACCAAUCUGCAAGUAGAGAGUGCAAAUAUAGGUUUGAAAGGUCUUUAGAUAUAGUUAGCAGAAAGAUAACAACAGUUGCAGAGGUCAUGUAUAGGUGGGCAAGUACUGUCCUAGUGCCCGCAGAUAGGAACUACACACGUGUAAACCAGAAACUUGCUGCAUAUGCAUCAUGGUUUGUUGGAUGCAUAGGUGCUAUAGAUGGCACGCACAUAGAGAUUGAGGUUAACCGUGAAGCAAAGGCCGAUUUCUUCAAUAGGAAAGGCAAAACAACAAUUAAUGUUUGCGCCAUCGUGGAUAUGGAUGGCCAUUUCACAUACGUGGGGGCCGAGAAGGCAAGGGCAUGUCAUGACAUGGCGGUGUUGAAAGACUAUCAGGACGACGGCCGGUACUACCUAGCGAACAUGGGUUACAUAGAUAUGCCAGGUUACAUGACUCCCUUCAGAAACACAAGGUAUCAUAUGAACGAUUUUAGGGGUGUAGAGUUUCAUCGGUUGCAGCGGGAGGAAAAAUUCAACUACAUUCAUGCGAAGUUGCAAAAUGUCAUUAAAAGGAGGUUUGGGGGCUUGAAAGAAUGUUGGCAUAUUCUGAAUGGGGUGCCAUACUGCAAGAGGAAGAAGCAGGAUAUGAUAGUCAUUUCAUGCUUUGCUUUAGAAAAUUACUUGUGGAUGCUUAAGUAUGGAGCUGAUCCACCUUCGUAUGAACUGCCGGAGUGGGUUGAGCUAAAUCAGGGAACCCCAAUCUUUGGAGUUAGGGAGUUGAUAUCUAUGGUUGUGUGGAGUGGUAUCUGA